Sphaerodactylus townsendi is the source of this 2337-nucleotide messenger RNA. RefSeq names its product zinc finger CCHC-type containing 10 (gene ZCCHC10). The record is from RefSeq and is a predicted model, not a curated record. NCBI's taxonomy places the organism in Eukaryota, Metazoa, Chordata, Lepidosauria, Squamata, Sphaerodactylidae. Gene Ontology annotation, molecular function: nucleic acid binding; zinc ion binding. The coding region runs from base 69 to 611 and encodes 180 amino acids. The transcript is spliced from 4 exons.
GGUCUUUCUGAUGCUUUCACGGACUCCUCCAAUAGAGCGGAAAAAGAGGGUGGAGCUCCCGGCAUGCAAUGGGCGUCGUUGCCCGCCUGGUGGCUAAAAUGGCGACUCCCAUGCAUCGCCUUAUCGCCCGGAGACAGGCAGAGGCAAACAAGCAACAUGUGAGAUGUCAGAAGUGUUUAGAAUUUGGACACUGGACUUACGAAUGUACAGGGAAAAGAAAAUACCUUCACCGACCUUCAAGGACAACUGAGUUAAAAAAAGCACUGAAAGAAAAAGAGAAGCAACUAUUACAACAAAGCACUGGAGGAAGUACUACAGAGAGGAAGAGCAAGAAGAAAAGGUCCAAAAGUGUCACAAGUUCCAGCAGUAGCAGCAGCAGCCUCAGUUCUGCUAGUGAGUCAUCUUCUGAGAGUGAAGAUUCUUCAUCCUCCUCUUCUGAUGACAGUGACAGCGAUGAAAGCACUUCCAGUUCCUCCUCCUCCCCUUCUUCAAGUAGUUCUUCCAGCUCUUCUGACUUUGAAACAGAUUCCAGUUCCUCCAGUAGCAGCAGCAGUACCAGCACAGACAGCAGCACAGAUGAUGAGCCACCAAAGAAAAAGAAGAAAACAUAGUUUAAUGCAGGGUCAGAACUCUGGUGUUGGCGUUGAAAAAUUAAAUGGCGCUUAAAAUAGCAUUUAUGGCCAAACGAAAGGAAUAGAUCAAUUUUUACAAUUCGGGGGGGAAAUGUAAGUGUUUUACAGAGUAGACACUAGGGUAUUAAAAUGUUGUUAAAUGGCAAGUGAUGAUUACUGAAAGAGUAUUUUUGUGAGCUAUUGUUUAAUAGGAAAGGCUACUUCAUUUAAUUUUUAAAGAAAUUUAUCAAAUGUUUAUAUGAACUAAGUCCAGUCGCCCUGAUGUUUACAUGCUAGAAAGCAACUUUAUUUCUUUGAACCAUCCUGCGUUAUGCUGUAGAGCAACCUUUAUGCCAAGCAAGAGGGAAGGGGUGAAUAUGAAGUUUUGUUUCAUUUGGCUAACGGUAUAGCAAAGCCAUAUUAAAUCUCAACUAAGAGUGAAAGAGGAAAUAAUGAUAUUGCAUCAAAUAUAGAUAAAAUAAAUUUACUUUUUUCCAAUGGCUUUUCCGGGUCAAAUAUUAGUUGCAAUGUUAAACUUCUGUCAGUGCUGAUUGGUUGGUCAAUAUAUUUGUGUUCAUACGUUCUCACUUAUCUUGUUCUGCAAACAGAAACUUCCUUCUGUUCACAGAUUGCUGUUCUGGAUGUGUUUUGAAAGUUCUAAUUGCCUUUUGAACUUGGGGAGGCUGAUUCCAGGUAUCCGUUUCUCCUUUAUAAGCAAACAGUUACUGUCAGUACUACCAAUGGCCACCUGUUCAGCAGUGGAGAUCCUUUCAUGAAACUGCAUACUCAGUGCUAUGCACCAGAAUCUCUGGACCAGGGCCAAAUGCUUUAAUCUUUUUAACAGGACCUGUGUUUAGAGCUUCUUAUAUGAAACUUUUCUGAGACAACUGUCAUCCCUAUAAAUCAUUACUUGCACAGUGCAUAGAGAGAGAGUAGCAUUAACCAUUGCGACAGAAGUGUUUCAUCUUUGUGCCUUUUUCAUAAAGUUAGAUAUGUAUUAAUAAGGAAGAUUGAAAACCUCAUUGUAUCUUUCACAUGCUAUUUUGAGUGCUAUAACAUAUACGCCCUAUUUUCAGUGAGGAAGAAAAAUACUUUCAUUGGGGCUGUGUAAAAAAGUGUUUCCCCCUUGUGCUAUGUUUGUGAAAUUAUUAAUUGUAAAAUAAACUGGAUUAUAUUGGUUGCACAACUUCCACCAUAGUUUAAGUUACAAUUGCUUGUGUAGAUCCAUUCUUUGCAUAGCACAAAUUUUAUAUAAUCGUAUGAAAAUCUGAUGGCAGACACUUAUUUGCAAAGAUCAUAUUGCAGUACAUUUCUUGCUAGUUGAGAGAAGUGAACUAACUUGCUGUUCUGAUGAAUUUUAGCCAUUGGCAGUAGUCACUUAAUUUGUGAUACAGUCUCCUUUUAGUUUCUUAUUGAUGGGAGUCUUUUUAAGAGGGAACAUGUGGGGGGAAUCUUAAAAAUCCUAGUCUAGGUAAAUAUGAAUUAACUAUUGAACUAUUUUUUAUAUUUUUAUGAAAAUGUGUGUAGACAGAAUUUUGAAUACAAAUGUUCUAUUUAAAUGUUUAUGUAAGUUGUGUGUUUUAGUCUGUAACCAUUUCUAUGUUUUGCAGAAUUCAGAUACUGUAAUUCUAAUACUACCAGAGAAUUAUUUGGGAGAGUCAUGCUAGAGAAUGUAUCAUUUAAGAGGACAGAUUAAUAAAUUAUUAAAGCAGAUUAAAAAUAUUAA